Molecule: messenger RNA, 1158 nt
Organism: Rotaria sp. Silwood1
Lineage: Eukaryota; Metazoa; Rotifera; Eurotatoria; Philodinida; Philodinidae
Source: the annotation of a GenBank genome assembly
AUGUCGGCUUCACCGGAUUCAUCUGAUAAUUCAAAUACAAAUAUUUCUUUCAUGACAUCAAGCAAAGGUCAGCGAUUAUUAAUUAUGAAUGAACAUGUAUAUAGAUGCAACAAGACGGUUCGUAAGAAAUAUUGGAUGUGCGUUGUUAGUGGAUGUUCAGUAGUUGUUCAUACAGAUGAAAAUGAUACGUAUAUAUGUGGUGGUAAAUAUGAUCACAAUCAUGAGUCAAAUUCAGAUUUAAUUCAGAAAAAACGUCUUCGUCAACAAAUGAAACAACGUGUUUUGAAUGAAUUAACUCCAAUUGGUACGAUAUAUGAAGAAGAAAUAGCAAAAUCAUCGCUCAGUGCUUCCGGUGUUGCUACGUUUCCAACACACCAAGAAAUUCAUCAAACUUUUGCGAAAGCUCGUCGAAAAAUGGUUCCUUCGCUUCCUCAAUCAUGUUUAUUUACCAUUCCGGAUCAAUAUACAUUGACCUCCGAUGGCAAAAGAUUUUUACUAAUGGACGAGACACGUGUAAGACGUGAACGUCUUCUCGUAUAUGCAAGUGAUAUUCAACUUGAUAUAUUAUUUGAUUCACAAAUUAUAUACAUGGAUGGUACUUUUUCAAAAGCGCCACCUCAUUUCAUGCAAAUUUAUAUCAUUCAUGGAAUCAAACACGAUGCAUGUAUGCCAUGUGUAUUUGCAAUGACUGUUAAUAAAAAGGCCGUCACUUAUCGCCAGAUAUUUUCUGAACUAAAGCAUUUGGCUUCAGAACGUGGUAAACACUUUUCACCGAAUUUAAUUGUUACAGAUUUUGAAUCUGGUGUUAUUCCGGUAGUCAAAACAGAAUUUUCAUCAUCAAAACAUUAUGGUUGUUAUUUUCAUUAUACGCAAUGCAUUUACAAACAAAUACAACAAUUAGGAAUUCAACAGCAAUAUUUCAAUGAUGAAACUCUACGUGGUCUUUGUAAGAAGCUAAUGGCCCUGGCCUUGAUGCCACAAGAUACAGUAUUGGCUGGAUAUAAUGAAAUUCGUACUAAUGCUGAAAGUUUACAAGAUGCACCAAUAAAACAGUUAUUAACUUAUUUUGAAAAUAAUUGGUUAUCGGAUCUUGAUAUGUGGAAUGUAUCUACGACUGAUUCAAGAACAAACAAUGUGUGUGAAGGUGAUAAUGAAUGA